AUGGCUAUGCAACUCGACAUGUCGAAUGCACAGGUGAUGAAGGAUGAAUCUGGGCGUCCUUUCAUCAUAGUGCGAGAUCAAGGAAAGAGAAAAAGAACACAUGGAAUCGACGCCGUCAAGUCCCACAUCGUUGCCGCGAGAACAGUUGCCAACAUCGUCAAAACCUCUCUCGGGCCGCGUGGCCUCGACAAAAUCCUCAUAUCUCCCGAUGGUGACAUUACAGUGACGAACGACGGAGCUACUAUCCUAGGCCAAAUGGAGAUAUCAAAUCAUGUGGCCAAGUUGCUGGUAGAGCUCUCCAAGUCACAGGAUGAAGAGAUAGGGGACGGAACAACCGGAGUCGUGGUGCUGGCCUCUGCACUAUUGGAGCAAGCUGCCGAUCUGAUAGACAAGGGCAUACAUCCGAUACGAAUAGCUGACGGCUAUGAUGAAGCUUGUGAGGUUGCUGUGGCACAUCUGGACAGCAUCAGUGAUACAAUACCAUUUUCAAAGGAUAGACAAGAAAAUCUGGUUAAAGUGGCUAAAACAAGUCUGGGCAGCAAGAUAGUCAGCAAGGCGCAUGAUCAGUUCGCACAAAUUGCAGUGGACGCGGUCAUGUCUGUUGCAGAUCUGGAGAGGAAAGACGUCGACUUUGAAUUGAUCAAGGUAGAUGGAAAGGUUGGUGGUUCGUUAGAGGACACCUUACUUGUGAAAGGCGUGAUUGUGGACAAGGACUUCUCCCAUCCCCAAAUGCCAGAUCAAGUCAAAGAGGCCAAGCUGGCCAUUCUAACAUGUGCUUUCGAACCUCCAAAACCAAAGACGAAGCAUAAGCUCGAUAUCACUUCUGUGGAGGAAUUCAAGAAACUACAGCAGUAUGAGAAGCACAAGUUCACAGAGAUGAUUCAGCAAAUCAAAGACACUGGAGCCAAUCUUGUUAUCUGCCAGUGGGGUUUUGAUGACGAGGCCAACCAUCUGCUCCUCCAGAACAAGCUUCCAGCCGUACGAUGGGUGGGAGGACCAGAGAUUGAAUUGAUCGCAAUUGCAACCAAUGGCAGGAUUGUGCCUAGAUUUGAAGACUUGAGCGCAGAAAAACUCGGAAAGGCCGGCAUUGUCCGUGAGAUGAGCUUUGGGACGACCAGAGAGAAAAUGCUUGUUAUUGAGGACUGUGCCAACACCAGAGCCGUGACUGUCUUCGUGAGAGGAAGUAAUAAGAUGAUCAUCGAUGAGGCUAAGCGAUCACUACAUGAUGCUCUGUGCGUUGUGCGUAACCUGGUCAAAGACAACAGGAUCGUGUAUGGCGGAGGUGCAGCAGAGAUCUCAUGUUCGCUUGCCGUCGAAGAUGCCGCUGUCAAGAGCCCCGGUCUGGAGCAGUAUGCCAUGCGUGCAUUCGCAGAAGCACUCGACUCCGUGCCGAUGGCAUUGGCCGAGAACUCAGGUCUAAGUCCUAUAGAGACAUUAGCAUCUAUCAAGUCGAGGCAAGUGAAGGAGGAGAACUCAAGACUGGGUGUCGACUGCAUGCAGACAGGAAGUAACGAUAUGCGACAGCACUUUGUCAUUGAUCCGCUCAUUGGCAAGCGACAACAGCUGCUCCUAGCGACCCAGCUCUGCCGCAUGGUUUUAAAGGUCAACAAUGUCAUCAUUGCUGGAAGUGACGAAAACGAGUUCUAG
This is a messenger RNA of Endocarpon pusillum Z07020, 1647 nucleotides long. RefSeq names its product T-complex protein 1 subunit epsilon. The record is from RefSeq and is a predicted model, not a curated record. Bases 1 to 1647 code for a protein of 548 amino acids. Gene Ontology annotation, biological process: protein folding. NCBI's taxonomy places the organism in Eukaryota, Fungi, Ascomycota, Eurotiomycetes, Verrucariales, Verrucariaceae. The transcript has 2 exons. Gene Ontology annotation, molecular function: ATP binding; ATP-dependent protein folding chaperone; ATP hydrolysis activity. Gene Ontology annotation, cellular component: chaperonin-containing T-complex.